Clunio marinus is the source of this 321-nucleotide messenger RNA. NCBI's taxonomy places the organism in Eukaryota, Metazoa, Arthropoda, Insecta, Diptera, Chironomidae. The record is from the annotation of a GenBank genome assembly.
AUGGGUGAGUGGUGGAAGUGGAGAUGUGAGUUAAAAAUUUGUUAUAGCAAACAUGCAAUGACACUUCAUGCACCUAUUGACAAACUGCAGAAUUUGCUUCGCUUCAUGUUUUUUGUUGAGAAAAUUAAUAUUCUAAUGUUGAAACGAAGCCCUUUCUUAAGAAAACUUAAACGCAAGGCAAAUUGUUAUUCUAUUACAUCGCGAAAACGAGUCAUGGAGAAAUUAUUAGUUAGAAAUCAUUUCCGUGGAGAUUCGUCAAAUCCGAACACGAUGAGGAAGAUGCUUUUUAACAACUCACAGGCGCUUGCCCUUGCUACAUAA